Molecule: messenger RNA, 846 nt
Organism: Argentina anserina (silverweed cinquefoil)
Lineage: Eukaryota; Viridiplantae; Streptophyta; Magnoliopsida; Rosales; Rosaceae
Exons: 3
Coding region: 1-846 (281 amino acids)
Molecular function (GO): protein dimerization activity
Source: RefSeq, a predicted model, not a curated record
AUGUUUAACAGCAGGAAGUGGAUUGAUGGUCCUUUUGUAAAAAGUCAUGAAGGCAUAGGGGCUCGUGCAAUUGUUCUAUUUGAAAAGAACUUUUGGAGUGAUGUUGCAUUUUGUGUGAAGGGUGUGAUGUCAUUAGUGUGUGUUUUGAGGGAGGUUGAUUCGGAAGUAAGACCUGUUAUGGGCUACAUAUAUGAAUUGAUGGAUGCCGCAAAGGAGACGAUUGCAUUUGGAUUGAAGAAGAACCCUAGACAUUAUCAACCAAUUUGGAACAAAAUUGAUGCAAGGUGGACUCCUCAACUACAUCAACCUUUGCAUGCUGCCGGAUAUUUUCUAAACCCUCAACUACAUUAUGAAGACAACUUCUCAAUUGUUUUAGAAGUCAAGAAAGGAUUGCAUGCAUGCAUGAAUAUAAUGAUGUCAUUUGAGGAUCGGCUAAGGGCUGAUAUCCAAUUGGAGAUGUUUGAUAAAUGCCUUGGAGAGUUUGGAAGUACGAUAGCAAUACAUUCCAGGAAGCUAAGAAGUCCAGCGAGUUGGUGGGAGCGUUUUGGAGAGGAAACACCUCAGUUGACAAAGUUUGAUAUCUGUGUACUUAGCCAAACAUGUAGUGCCUCUGGAUACGAGAGGAAUUGGAGUACCUUUGAGUCGAUUCACACUAAGAAAAGGAACCGACUUGAGCACGAAAGAUUAAAUGCAUUGGUUUACGUCAAGUACAACUCUUUACUAAGGGAAAGAAACAUUAGAAGACGAGUGAAGAAGUUUGAUCCCAUUUUAGUGGAAGAAAUCAAUUUUGAUGAUGAAUGGAUAUCAGAGGUGGAAGAUCCUAUAUUUCCAGAUGAUCUGGCUUGA